Molecule: messenger RNA, 714 nt
Organism: Fonsecaea multimorphosa CBS 102226
Lineage: Eukaryota; Fungi; Ascomycota; Eurotiomycetes; Chaetothyriales; Herpotrichiellaceae
Exons: 2
Coding region: 1-714 (237 amino acids)
Molecular function (GO): zinc ion binding; carbonate dehydratase activity
Source: RefSeq, a predicted model, not a curated record
AUGGCGAAAGGACUCGGGCACCCUGAGUUUCAAGCGUUCAGACCGUAUGAUUUCAAAGCCGCAAAUGAGGACUAUAUGGAAAAUGUCUUCUCGAAGCCAAAUAUGAUAGUGGGAGCGAAAUCUCGUGUUGGUAUCAUCACAUGUUGCGAUGCCCGAUGCAGUCCAGAUCAGUUUUUCAAGAUGGGCGAGAAUGAGGCCUUUGUCAUUCGGAAUGGAGGUGGCAGAACUGCGACCAUGGACGUUCUUCGGACAAUUGCCAGUAUUGAAGUCUUGAGUGACAUCAAAGAGUUGAAGGUUAUUCAUCACACGGAUUGCGGUGCUUUAGCAUGCUCCGACGACUUUAUCCGAUCCAUGAUAACGAACAACGACCCAACCAUGAAAGAUGGACCAUUCCUGCAGGGAUCCAAACAAUGGGCCGAGGCUUUGACCUACUAUGCAUUUUCGUGGAAAGAGGGUGAGACAGAAAGAGAAGUGUUGGAGAGAAGUGUCGUCGAGGAUGUCCAGUUUUUGAGAAGCCACCCCUUGAUCAAGCCGUCAAUUCCGAUCACCGGUUGGAUCUUCAACCAAGACAACGGGGCUGUGGAAGAGGUGGACUGCGGGCUGCAAGGUGGGCGAGAUCCUCGCCAGAUUGAAUUGCUCAAGGAGCAGCUUUCCAAGACUUUGAACGGAGAGAUGAAGGGGAUCAUUGAGAAGAUCGGCAAGACUGCCCACUGA